UUCCCAUUAUAGCAUAAAAAAAUACAUCUGUGUCUGGUGAUAAUUCACCUAUGUUCCUCCAUGCAUUAUUAGUUUAGAGCACUCUAUAUGUUGUCGCUUUAUAAAAUUCAGUCCGUUUGUUUUGAGUCAUUCCUCCACAUCCAAUAUGGCUGACGUAAUAAUGUAUUUAUUAUCAUGCCAAUAUUUUCAAGAGAGGAUCUAGUAUACAAGUCUAUGUGCUAAACUGUUUUAGUCCAGUGGGCUCCCCCUACUUUCGAGUAUGAUGUUUGAUGUCACGCAAAUAGCUACGGACGUUUUUAAAACUCAGUUUAAAACGGAUAGCGUAUAUUAUUUUGUGACGUCUGAAAUUAGACGUAAUACGUUUUAUGCCCGAGUGCGUGACAAAUGAUCGAUCCGACCAAGCUUUCAGUAGAUCGUGAGGCUCACUAAUGCUGACUAAAUAGCUCAAUUUAGCUAACCUAUACGAAUUUGACUGAUUUAAAUAGCGAUUUUACAGUUUAACUGCGACGGUAUAUCUUAUUGCAGGUGAUUGAAGAUUAUGGAGAGUAAAUAUAACCUCAAGAGUCCUGCGGUGAAGAGGUUGAUGAAAGAGGCUGCUGAAUUGAGAGAGCCCACAGAGCACUACCAUGCCCAGCCAUUGGAAGAUAACCUAUUUGAAUGGCACUUCUCCGUACGUGGACCCCCCGAUUCAGAUUUUGAUGGUGGCAUCUACCAUGGCAGGAUUGUGCUUCCCCCGGAGUAUCCUAUGAAGCCUCCCAGCAUUAUUCUUCUCACAGCUAAUGGGAGAUUUGAAAUCGGGAAGAAGAUCUGUCUGAGUAUAUCGGGUCACCAUCCAGAGACAUGGCAGCCUUCAUGGAGUAUACGAACUGCUCUAAUUGCCAUAAUUGGAUUCAUGCCAACAAAAGGAGAGGGUGCAAUUGGUUCUCUUGAUUAUACACCAGAAGAGCGGAGGGUCCUUGCCAAAAAGUCCCAGGAUUUUUGCUGCGAGACAUGUAGUUGUACAUUGCGCUCAGCACUCCUGCCUCUGACCCCAAACAGCAACCUCAACCCAGAGGACCACAUGGCAAAUGAUUUCGCUCAACAAAUGAACUGCAAGGCAGACUCAAGUUCAUCCAGUAAAACGGAGAACCAGAGUGACGUUGACACCAAUAUUUCCAACCUUACCCAGGAAGCCGCCUCGAAUUCUUCAGGCGACGCAGUUGUCGAUCCGCCCCAGACUGAGCAGGCAGAAGUGUCAGCAGCUGCGAGAACGGAAAGACCGCAAACUCCUUUGGACACUGAUCAUCCUCACAGUCCACGGCAGCGUCGUGUCCGGCAUGCUCAAAGAGACAACAGAGAAGCUCCAAACAGACCACCUUUAAUUGCAAGGGUACACGAGGCACAAGAUGAGAGCCACGCAGGCUCUGCUAUGCUUAUAGUGGUGCUCUCUCUGAUCCUGGCUGCACUUAUAUUCCGUAGGAUUUACCUGGCCCAUGACUACAAGUUUGAUUAUGACUUUUCUUAGGUAUUACUUAUUCUCACUUCCUAUUAUUAUCAAUCCUAUUGUGGCCCCUUCAUACUACCGCUAGAAUAUACUGCCAUGUUGGGUCUUUUCAACGGGAAGAGGUGGAAGCCCAGCUAGGUAAAAUUCAAGCUUUUACAUAACAAAUGACAAAUGAGAGUGGUGGCAUUGCUUUGGAUUUGAAAUCACAGCUUUCGUAUGAAAAGUUGUUUCAAAUCGAGACGAUGUUGCUCACAGCACGUUCCAUAAUUGUGUAUCUGUAAAUAAAUGAUUUUGCCAUCA
Molecule: messenger RNA, 1783 nt
Organism: Syngnathus typhle (broad-nosed pipefish)
Lineage: Eukaryota; Metazoa; Chordata; Actinopteri; Syngnathiformes; Syngnathidae
Gene: ube2j1
Product: ubiquitin-conjugating enzyme E2, J1
Exons: 8
Coding region: 539-1504 (321 amino acids)
Source: RefSeq, a predicted model, not a curated record